UAUCGCUGUCGCAAUGAAUGUGCAGCAACAAUGACAUUUACAAAAGCGAAAUUAUUUUUUUUCGUACAAAUUUAAAAUUGCAAUAUCAUAUCAUACGUGUAUCGCAUACUUACGUAGAUUCCUUUUUCCAGAUCGGCAUGGUGGAACAAUAUGGAUAUCCCGCUGAAGAGCACAGCGUUAUUACGGAAGAUGGUUAUCAUUUGCAAAUACACAGGAUACCUGGGAGUCCAUUGUGGAAAGAUAAAAAGAAGAAGAACGUUGUGUUUAUACAACAUGGUAUCUUAUCUUCGUCCGAGAGCUGGGUGAUGUUCGGUCCCGGCAAAGACUUACCAUUCUUAUUGGCUGAUCAAGGAUACGAUGUGUGGCUGGGGAAUAUUAGAGGAAACAGCUAUUGCAGGUUGCACUUAAACAUGACGAUUUAUGACCGCAAAUUUUGGCAAUUUAGCUUUCAUGAGGUAGCAUUGAUGGAUCUGCCAGUUAUGUUCGAUUAUGUCCUUAAUUACACUGGGCAAGAAAAAAUGCACUACGUCUCUCAUUCGAUGGGAUCGACAAUUUUAUUCGUUCUCUUAUCAAUGAAACCGGAAUAUAACGCGAAGAUACAAUUAAGUGUUUCCCUUGGCCCAAGUGCCUUCUGGAAGAAAGUAAUGCCUACAUUCAGGCAAAUUGUCAAUACAGCGCCAGUAUUGACGGCAUUUUUCGCUAAACAUAACAUAUACGAUUUUCUUCCGCAAUCUGCGACAAUGGUUGGAAUAGGACGAAAUUUCUGUUGCGACGGAGCAAUUACUCAACCUAUUUGCAUUGCUAUAUACUUUAUAAUCGCAGGUGCUGAUCCGCUGCAGAUUAACACUGUAAGUUACGUGUUUGCAAAAGUUCAUAUAAUAUUAGAACUAUUUUCUUUAUUAAUAACAAUAAGGUGUCACGAUAUUUUGAUCAUAGUAUUAAUCGUUGUUAUAAACAAUCUUUUGCCACUUUUCGGGCAAUAGUGUGAUCUCGCGC
Messenger RNA from Dinoponera quadriceps, 996 nucleotides. RefSeq names its product lipase 3-like. Gene Ontology annotation, biological process: lipid metabolic process. Bases 18 to 983 code for a protein of 321 amino acids. The record is from RefSeq and is a predicted model, not a curated record. NCBI's taxonomy places the organism in Eukaryota, Metazoa, Arthropoda, Insecta, Hymenoptera, Formicidae. The transcript is spliced from 4 exons.